Lindgomyces ingoldianus is the source of this 1183-nucleotide messenger RNA. RefSeq names its product short chain dehydrogenase. The record is from RefSeq and is a predicted model, not a curated record. Bases 183 to 1019 code for a protein of 278 amino acids. The transcript has a single exon. Gene Ontology annotation, molecular function: oxidoreductase activity. NCBI's taxonomy places the organism in Eukaryota, Fungi, Ascomycota, Dothideomycetes, Pleosporales, Lindgomycetaceae.
CCACAAUCAAAACUUAGGUUCCAAGAUAAAUGCCUACACUAUUCAACAAUUGAGCAUUUCAGAUCUGUUCUCUUGUUUAAGAAACCCCGAAACCAGAAUCAUAUUCAUAACCUAACUGCUUACACACACUGUAUAUUUCCACUCAUCCUCCCUCCCUCGAUAUAAGAAAGCCUGAAACUACAAUGGCUCACCCAAACAAACUCGCCAACACGCGCAUCCUAGUCUUUGGAGGCACAUCCGGGAUCGGUUUCGCUGUGGCCUCUCUCUGUCUCUCCUCUGGUGCUACGGUCAUGAUCUCAGGAUCCCAGCAACCUAAAGUCGAUUCUAAAGUGUCCCUCCUCCAAAAGGCAUACCCAAACCUGCCCAGUUCCCAAGUAUCAGGCCAUGCGGUGGACCUCUUGGAUACGGACAACCUCGAAGCGAACAUAAAAGAUUUAUUCGAGAAAGUGACAGACGGAGGCAAGCAGAAGCUUAAUCAUAUUGUGUUUACAGCGGGCAACAUCCCCAACAUGCCGUCUAUCGCCGAAAUGACCAUCCCAGCCGCUCUUGCCAUGGGUACAAUCCGCUUCCUGGCCCCCCUCCUUAUCGCCAAGCUCCUCAGCGCUGGUGUCUACAUGCCCAUCUCCCCCUCCUCUUCCCUAACCCUGACUGGCGGUACCAACACCCAAAAGCCGUUUCCCGGCUGGACGCUCGCGGCGUGCUGGGGUGGAGUCGCCGAGGGCAUGAUGCGCGGGCUCGCUGUCGAUAUUGCGCCAAUAAGAGUGAAUAUGGUGGAGCCUGGGGCGAUUCAAACAGAGUUGUUGCAGAAGAUUGUGGAUAGGUUGGGAGAUGUGGCGGUCGAAGCUAUGAAGAGGGAAACGCUUACAGGUACGAUUGGGGUGCCGAGUGAUUGCGCGGAGAGUUAUGCGUGGUUUAUGAGAGACGAUUUUGUGACGGGGACGGUGGCGGCGACAAAUGGGGGGAGGUAUCUAGCAGGGCCAGGGGUAGGAUUGGGGAGGGAUGGGACGGGAAAGGCAUAGAGGCAUAGGGUGUGCUGGUGGGAGGAAGAGCAGGUCGGAGGUUCGGGGUAGGUACUUGAGGGAUUGGUCGGAGCGCCUUGGAUAAUUGGUAGAUUCAAUGAAUCGUGUUUUAACCAUCGUCCAUGUUGCAAAGGGGGUUGAUGAAGAGAUAUGGAAGAGGAACC